UCGUUUUUAAGUGAAAGUAUGGCAGCCUCGGUUGAUGUGGGAUUAAAGUUCGUCGCGUUCGCUGCCUGUAACGCACUUUACGAUAACACAAACAUCUACACGAUUAUGUGUCCGAUGCACGCUGGUCACGUCAUGUUUAUUUUUUAUUUGCAGAUUGACGGCGGCACUUUAGAAAAACGAAAGAAAACCAGUGGUGUGAAUCGAAUCAAAUUUGAUUGGAUAUGGACGUGGAGGGAGAUCCAGACCCUGAACUGAAUGAUCAGGGAUUGGAAGAAGAGCUUGUGUCUUUGAGAUCUCAAGCAGAGUUGCUGAGACGGGAUCUACAGACAUGCAAGGAUGAACUUCAGAAGCUACAGAAACAGCUCAACCAAAGCGAUCGUCUCCAGAAGACAACAGAAAGCUACAAUGAGGAUCUCAGACAGCAGGUUGAUCGACUGAGUGCAGAAAUCCACGAGCGAAAGAAAAAAGAGAGAGAGAAGGUGGAUGCUGAGGUUCAAACGGAAGAGUACACCUGGACGGAGACAGAUUAUUAUAAUUAUUAUUAUGGCGGAUACUACCACUCAGAAACAGAGAUGGUGGCAGAUACACAGGAGGCUGUUGCCACGGAAACACAGAAGGAUUUUGCCACGGAAACACAGGAGGCUUUUGCCACACACAUUGUAGAGUCAUCAGAACAAACUGAUGUGUAUCCAUUACUGACGGAGACUCUACCAGUCGACCCUGAGCAGCAAGAUGGAUCAAAUGUUUUAACACAAACUGAGGAGACGUCUGGAGAAGGCAACUCUAUCGCAGACAUGCUCCGAGCAACUGCAGAAGAGGCCCUGAAUCAGACCAACUUUGUGUUUGAUGAAACUUCCGGCAUGUACUACGACCACAGCACCGGAUUUUACUACGAUUCUUCCACUCAGCUGUACUAUGAUGCCAACACCGGCAUGUAUUAUUAUUACGACCCGGAAAGUGGAAAAUACCAAUUCCACUCGAGGAUAGAGGUGCCCGCCGCACACCCUGACGCGGAGCAGACGCCCCAGAGGAAGAGCAAAGACUGGAAAAACAGGAAGUCGUUGAAGAGCGCAGAUAGAACUUCCUGUCCCGACGCAGGGGAUCAUAAAGAGGCGGGGGCUGAGGUUGCCAAACAGCCUGAAAGCCAACACAAAGGAAAAAGGGAUGAUACCACAUCACAUAAAAAAACACGCAGAUCUCGAUCCCGAAGCCCCCCACGACCCAGCGCUACAGAAAGAUCCAAAAAAGGCAAGAGUCGAGACAGGAGCAGAGAGCGCUCGAUAGACAAAAAGAAAACUCGGAGACGGAGCCGGUCGCGUUCACAUGACACACACAGCAGGAGACGGAAAGAGAACGGGUCGCACUCGGAUGACUCACACGGGCAAAGGAGAAAGAGCAGUAAGAAGCAGAGAAAGAGAUCGCGUUCGGAUAGUCGCAGAGAGCGGAAGUCACGUUCCGAUGGUGUCAACGGUGAGAGUGAGCCGGAGGAAGGAGAGAUCACCGGGUCGGAUGGAGAGAAAGAACCAUUAUCGUCAUCCUCAUCAAUUUCAUCACCUGUUCAACCCGCACAUGAGAGUCCAGAGAGAGAAGUGGAAGCACAAGUGCAGGAAGAAGCCUGGCCGCCGUGCGUUCGGGUGACAGUGGUUCGUUCACCUGUAUUGGAGACCGGAACGCUGUUCAUCCUCACAGCUGACACUGUUGCCACAAUCGGCAGAGAGAAAGACAUGAAUCACGCCAUCAGAAUCCCCGAGAUGGGUGUUAGUAAGUCCCAUGCGGAGGUUUAUUUUGACCAGGAGAAUCAGGGUUACCUGUUGAUCGAUCAGGGCAGUCAGAACGGCACUGUCAUCAAUGGAAACAGAAUAUUACAGCCCAAAGUACGCUGUGACCCUUACCUUCUGACCCACGGAGAUGAAGUGAAGAUGGGCGAGACUGUCUUGUCCUUCCACAUUCACACCGGAACCAACACGUGUGACGGUUGUGAACCGGGACAGAUCAUAGCACAUCUGAGUCGGCAUAAGAGAGAGGAGAACUCUGGAUCUAUUCUUAGUAAAGAAGACAAAGAAAUUCAACGACAGAAAGAACUCAAGAUGAUUAAAGUUAAAUAUGGUCUUAAAAACAGUGAUUAUGAAGAGCAGAAGGCUGUUAAGAACAGCAAGUAUAAAGACAGAGCUGAAAACCGCCGGCAGACGGUUGGGAGCAAGGGAGUAUUCCAGAGAGACGACGCUCCUGCUUCGGUUCAUGUUGAAAUUGGUGAUGAGAACAAGGGUAAACAGAUGCUGGAGAAGAUGGGCUGGAAACGUGGAGAGGGGCUCGGCAAGGAUGGAACCGGCAGGAAAGAUCCAAUCCAGCUGCAGCUGCGUAAGGCUCAGUCUGGUCUUGGUUCUGGAGUCGUUAUGUCUAUAGAUGACGCCAAUCUCACCAAAACCAAAAACCAGCGUAACUGGGAGCGGGCACGGGAACGCUUUACAGAUGCAUGCCUGACUGACUCCGCCCAUCCUGAUACUAGCGAAUCACCUAACACUUUGGUCAAAAUUAAUGAUUCGGAGUGACUUACUUUGAAUGCUGUGGAUUUGUGGCUGAUUUUGAAGUUUACUGCAAGUUCAACUUCUCAGAGGGUGCAACAAAGACAGAAUUCUGACAUUUUUGUCAAUUGUUUUUUAGUUCUUUUUAAUCAAACGUUGUUUUUCCCCAAAAUUGAACGACAAACAAUAUCUCAGACAAAUAAAGAAAGGUCUGUAAAAGUGUUUUCCUCGUGUUAUAGAAGCGUUCGCUGAAACUCGGUCAAACUGUAUCUUUAAAGCUAUGUUUUGCGGAUCAAUCAUACCCAGCUUUUGCGGUGACAGCUGCAGUUAAACCUGUGGAGCGAUGUAUGACCUGUCAGUAGGGACAAAAUUACAUGCGUCAGUCUUCUGUCAAGAGGCAUCAAGUGCUUAGCUGCUGUUUGUCCAAGGGCAACAAAUAACAUGCAGGACAGAACAAAAACCUUUGUGAAACUUCUGUGUGACCUGAAUUUGUCCACAUAAAAAGGUGUUGUGGUCCACAUGGCUUCUGUAUUGUGGUCAACUUCGCCAUAUCGUAUACGCUUGUUAAUCGUGUUAUGCGUUAUUGGGUAUCUCAAAUCCUGUGUGAACAUGUCUGGGUCCUAUCUCACCCCAAAGUCGAAAGAGAAGAGAAUAUUUAGGGAGUUUAGGUCGGGUGGGACCCUUUUUGUCGAAGAUAAACUGAUAUUUUUUUAUAAUUUAUAACACAUCACUUCGGAGCUUGUUUGUAAUUUAAUAUAUUUGCUGUAAUGAUAUAAAUGACCUUUAUAACAUUAAAAUAAGUUUACUAUGGUCUUACUUAAAUAAUCAUGUCUUAAAAUAAAAAAUGAUGACUACA
Triplophysa dalaica is the source of this 3378-nucleotide messenger RNA. It is a transcript of the gene aggf1, whose product is annotated as angiogenic factor with G patch and FHA domains 1. Lineage: Eukaryota; Metazoa; Chordata; Actinopteri; Cypriniformes; Nemacheilidae. The record is from RefSeq and is a predicted model, not a curated record. The transcript has 15 exons. Gene Ontology annotation, biological process: vasculogenesis. Bases 222 to 2549 code for a protein of 775 amino acids. Gene Ontology annotation, molecular function: nucleic acid binding; protein binding.